AUUUUUCGGAAACCCAGCCUGAGUGUUAACUCGUAAAAAAAAUUGUAAGGAAGCUGAAGCUGAUGAUGAGAUAAUAAUUAGGUUUAUUUUUAUUUGGUGAUUAAUUAAGUUAAUUUUAUCGAUUAUUUCCGAGUCUUUCGCGAUUUUAUUUCUCGAUAAACAACUAUAAUGUAAUACGGUUUUCAUUUGGUGAAAUUCAAGUGUUAAAAUGUUAAGAUUCCUUAGCAAAAAAAGGGCUCGAGUUGACCCAAAAUCGUAUAAUUUUUCCAAAACAAAUAUCCAGAAUUAUGGACCGAAUAAACAUUUACUGCAAUGCAGAAUCAUCUUGUUGGACGGUACAGAUGUAUCAGUUGACUUAUCUAAAAAAGCACUAGGAAAUGAUCUAUACGAGCAAGUGUUUUAUUCAUUGGAUUUGAUCGAAAAAGAUUACUUCGGUCUACAAUUCACCGAUGCGAAUAAUGUACAGCACUGGCUAGAUCCUACGAAAUCGGUCAAGAAACAAGUUCGAAUUGGUCCUCCUUAUACUUUACGUCUCAAAGUGAAGUUUUAUUCAUCCGAGCCGAAUCUUCUACGUGAAGAAUUGACCAGAUACCAGUUCUUUUUGCAACUGAAGCAAGAUAUUCUAGAAGGACGUCUCGAAUGUCCUGAGAACACAAUGAUCGAAUUAGCUGCCUUGGUCUUACAAUCCGAAUUGGGUGAUUAUGAAGAAGAAAAGCAUACUCCGGCAUUUAUUUCAGAAUUUCGUUUCGUUCCUAAUCAAACUGAGGAAAUGGAAAUUCAAAUAUUGGAGGAAUAUAAAAAUUGCAGGGGUUUAACUCCAGCUCAAUCAGAAAUGAAGUAUUUAAAUAAAGCCAAGUGGUUGGAAAUGUACGGAGUGGAUAAUCACAUAGUUAUGGGAAAAGAUGGAUGCGAGUAUUCUUUGGGUCUGACACCUACGGGAAUUUUGGUUUUCGAAGGCUGCCAAAAAAUCGGAUUAUUUUUCUGGCCAAAAAUAAGCCGAUUAGAUUUCAAAAAGAAGAAAUUGACGCUGAUUGUUGUCGAAGACGAUGAUCAAGGAGUAGAACAAGAGCAUACUUUCGUUUUCAAAUUGGAAAACGAAAAAGCCUGCAAGCAUUUAUGGAAAUGUGCUGUCGAACAUCACGCAUUUUUCCGACUCAGAGCUCCAGUCAAGGGAAAUUCAGCCAAGCAAAACUUUUUCCGAAUUGGGUCUCGAUUUAGAUACAGUGGAAAAACAGAAUUCCAAACUACUCAGCAAAGCAGAGCCCGAAGAACAGUACAGUUUGAAAGACGUCCGAGCCAAAAAUUCGCUCGAAGACAAUCACACGUCUUGAGAGAAAAACAAAGGAGUCCAAAAACGGCCGAUAUACCCGAAGAUAACGACGGUACAACGCCCCUCGAUACAGAUACAUCUGCGAUCAUCACUGUUGAUAAAUCAACAGUCCCUGAUGUCGUCAGCGAACUCGAUAGCGCUUCUGAUGUAUGUGAUUCAACCUCGCUUACUGAUGCAACCGAAUCGGAACCUGUAGAGAUAAAAGAGAAACGUUGCAUUACACCUAUCACCGUCACUCAUUUCCAGAGAAACGGCUCUGGGAAAUUAGAACGCGUUGUUACUCCACCUCCUCUUACUCCUCAACCCGUAGAUGACUCGACUAAUAAUCCUUUCAUGACAUCACUGCCGAUUAAAGUAUCUAACGAGAUUGUUUCAACGAAUCCUUUCAUUUCUACUACUUCAUUUUCCAAGACAAACGAUAAGGAAAAUGAAGACUCGGAGAUACUGGAAUCUAAAUCGGUUGUUAAAGAUACUCCUGUCGAAAUGGUUUCGCCCAAACUACUCGAAAAAUUUGAUAAAAUACUCGUAACUUCUCCUCGCUUAGCUGCCAAAAGUGAUAAACUCGUGUCUCCUAAAUUUCCACGUAAUGACGUAGUUGUGUCGCCUAAAUUGGCUAAUAAAAUUAAUAAAAAUCAGCCCGACCCAGCACAGCUGAGUCAUAUUUCACCUUGGCUGGUUUCCGAUGCUUCAGAAUUGUCUCCUAUUGGUGCAUCGAAGGAAGGAGGUGUUCCUAUAAUUCAUAAAAGUGUAGUUAUAACUCAAUUGUAAGUUGUUUUCAGUAUUUAAAAUGUGUAAAAAUCAGGGAUUUUUAUCCGUUACUCGAUAUUACGAUAAUUUAUUGGAAAAGUAUUCCAUCAUCUUUGUUUAUCAGAAUAUAAGUAUGAAUAAUAGAGAGUCCAGGAACCAGGAGUUCCUAAACAGUUCACUCGUGUACCUAUGAAAGAGAUGAAUCACUCAAAAAUUACCCAAAAUGAAAACAAAAAUCGAAUGACGAUAAUUUUAAAAAAUAUUCGACGAUCUAAAACGAAAUGUCAACAAAAAUUAACAAAUUGAAAUGUCACAUUGAAAAAUGCAUUGUUUGCGUUAACGUAAUUUGCAUUACGUUCCGUACACGUCUUGUCUAUCAGCAUUAUUUUAACUGUUUGAACCACGGUUUCUUUUUUUAGAUCUUUACAAAAACUCUUUUACUCGACUCGAUAUGAUAUUUUAGUCAAAAUGCUGUCAAGGUGUCAAAUAAUCCAUGGGUAUGCGAGUGAUUACCUGUCUGUGUACUUACUAUGUACUUACCCUUGAAUUUCAACCCAGUCAAUGAAAAAUUGUCCCUGUAAAAUACGCUGAAAAGCUGUACAGAUCAAGUCGUCACAUAUAUAGGAUAAACUAUAAGUAGAUAGGUAUGUGUAUCUAUUUACAUAGCGUCACACUCUGAAGUCUCGUAUUUAGAUUGUUUACUCGACGAAAUUUUGGUAUUUAUUACAUCCAGAAAUAGACUUCAGAAUUUUAUGAACUUUGUAUAAUAAAUAAGUAGGAAAAAUUUUUGUACAGGAUUCGAUCGGCGAAUUAAAUAACUUGUAUGUGAUAUUCUUCUAUAAUUAAGAACACUUUUUAAAAUGACAAUAAAUUUAUUUAUUAUGUUUUUAAGUUUGUAAACUUCAUACUGCCAAAAACAACGAUUUCAUCGAACCAUUCAGCUCAUCAUGGUGUUUUAUAACUUUCCAAAAUUUCCUAAUCACAUACGUUAAUUUUUUUUCUUCUUUAACGAGUGUGCCAUUUUACGGCAUUUAUAUUACGAAUCGACGAAUUCUUAUGCUUUUUUCCCCGUGGAUAAGAAAAAUGAAACGAAUAAUUGACUAUUUUUUAAAACUUUUUUUUGUUUUAAUUUCUGUGAUGUAUUUUUUAUAUUUUUAUUUAUUUUGUGAAAUAUAUUUUAGUGUUAUUUCAUCUUUUGUAUUUAUUUACUGUUCGUAAAAUUAAAGUAAUUUACAACUUUUUC
Planococcus citri (citrus mealybug) is the source of this 3320-nucleotide messenger RNA. Its product is annotated as band 4.1-like protein 5. The coding region runs from base 209 to 2098 and encodes 629 amino acids. The record is from RefSeq and is a predicted model, not a curated record. The transcript has 13 exons. Gene Ontology annotation, cellular component: cytoskeleton. Lineage: Eukaryota; Metazoa; Arthropoda; Insecta; Hemiptera; Pseudococcidae. Gene Ontology annotation, molecular function: cytoskeletal protein binding.